UUAUAGGAGAGGUCUUCUGGGGGUGGGGCUAGAUCUAGAUAUAGUAAUACUGAAGUGCAGAGCAUGUCUCGCUGGUUUAGCACGGAUCCUUCCUUCUGUCCCUACUGUGGUACUAUCCUGCCGUUGCCAGUUGACAGUGGUAAUGUGAUAUGCAAGCUCUGUGACUACCAACAAGAUGCAUCCACAUAUGAAGGAAUGGAGGAGUACUCUAGUAUAAAGUUUGCUGUUCGUAAACAAAAGUUGGCUAUAACAGACAAAGGCGAUGGACCUAUGGUGGAGCGUAGGUGUCUUAAGUGUGGGCAUGACCAGAUGACGUACACCACUCAGCAGACACGAGGAGCAGACGAGGGACAAACUGUGUUCUACACUUGUCCAAAGUGCAAGUUCAAGGAAACAGAGAACUCGUGACAAACAAUUGAUUAAUAAUAAUUUGUGUCAAAAAUUAUUUAAAUGAUCUAACAAGGUGUGCAAAAUAAUCACGAUGUUCCAAAUAAAUUG
This is a messenger RNA of Halichondria panicea, 498 nucleotides long. RefSeq names its product DNA-directed RNA polymerase I subunit RPA12-like. The coding region runs from base 64 to 408 and encodes 114 amino acids. Gene Ontology annotation, molecular function: zinc ion binding; nucleic acid binding. Gene Ontology annotation, biological process: termination of RNA polymerase I transcription; DNA-templated transcription. Gene Ontology annotation, cellular component: RNA polymerase I complex. The transcript is spliced from 4 exons. The record is from RefSeq and is a predicted model, not a curated record. NCBI's taxonomy places the organism in Eukaryota, Metazoa, Porifera, Demospongiae, Suberitida, Halichondriidae.